AUGAGAGCAAGUUCAUCCUUCACUCAUAUCUCUGACAUGAUCUCUUUCCUUGACAAGAAACCGCUUCCUGAAUGCUCAAGAUAUCUCAACAGUGCUGAGAAGCAGUGGAUAACCGGCUACCUGACAGAUCUCUCAAACUUCAAAUCGAUUUCAAGGUUCACCUUGUCGAAGCUGAAUGAAGCGAAGGAGACCGCAAGGCUGAGAGCUGAGAAGGAGAAAGUGAAGCUUGCAGUGAUAGUCGAUCUUCUCUUCCGUUUUGCCAGAGUGCACGAAGACAUUCACGGAGAUUGCAUGUCAACAUUGGUGAAGGAGCUUGUAACAUUCGUCUACACCAACAAAGAUGCUGAAACUCUCGAGGCAAUGGACAGAGAUCCUGAAGAGGACAACAGACUCUACUACCUGUUCUCAGUCACUCCCAUUGUGUCCGAGCUCCAGUCAAUUCUUGAGAAGGAUGACAUCCUGAUCGCCAGGUGUAAGAACGAGGUCGAUAAGACGGUCAAGGCAGAGCGAGUGAUGAUUCAAGCACAAGCUGAGCUGAGCAGCAAGUUGAAUAUCAUUCAAAGUCGCGAGAUCGAGUUGACGGCAGAGGUCAGAAAGAACAAUGAGCUGAUGCUGCAGCUGGAGAAGAUGACACAAAAGUGCUAUGAACUCGAAAUAUUUCGUCAAAGAUGCGAAGACUUGCAGUCUGUGAAUGAGGAUCUGAGCAAAGACGUGAAGCUGAUCCGAAAGCAAAGAGACGAUCUCACCCGGCUCGCGCAGGAGCAGGCGGAUGAAGUGAAAGCGCUGAGGGACGAGGUGGACAUCUUUCAAGCUCGCGUUGCUCAGCUCAACAAGUUCGACCACUUGCGGGAUACGCAAAGACGGUUCACGUCCUUGCUGUGGGCGACAAAGAUCUCAAAGCAGGGAGCUACCAUCUCAGGAAUGACUGCAGACAUUGAAAAGCUGUGA
Guillardia theta CCMP2712 is the source of this 948-nucleotide messenger RNA. RefSeq lists its product as hypothetical. NCBI's taxonomy places the organism in Eukaryota, Cryptophyceae, Pyrenomonadales, Geminigeraceae. The record is from RefSeq and is a predicted model, not a curated record. The transcript is spliced from 10 exons. The coding region runs from base 1 to 948 and encodes 315 amino acids.